AAUAAUAACCCUUCUGAAAACCCUGACAACACCCUGAACCAAAGGCUCCUACCAGCUCGUCCACUCUCCUACACUUCCUCUUCUUCCAAUCACUCCUCCCUUGAAAAGUCUAGUCACAGUGAUUUUCAUGCCCAGCGGCAACAUCUCCUGCCUCAAGCUCACACUCCAUCCCACCAUUCCCCCCCUAAGAGCCAUCUCCAACAGACAUCACUUGCCCCUGUGUCCUCUGUGGAGUUCAUCCACCGUGGUCCUGACGGACGCUUUAUUGUCGAUUCUUGUGAAGAUGCCAAUAUUGUCAGUUCUCAGAUCAAGAGAAACCCAAGUCAAAACUCCCAUCGGUCAUCAGAAAGAAACAGGAGCUUCAGAAUCCAGAAAUCCCAGUCUUUGAGAUCCUACAGGGAUGAAAGAAAAAAGCCACCUUUUGUCCUUUCAGUGGAUCUUCCACCUUUCGCAUCAGAUAUCCCUUCUUCUAGCAGAACACGAUCUAUGGCUAAGCACCUUUCAUUGAAUGGACAUUACAUGCCCAUUCUGGAGCAAGAGUUCUUGGAUGGACCAGACCAGACAAGUCUCUCAUCAGAUAAUAGUGACUCUUUUCUCUAUCCUCAUUCAGAAAGUACUCUGGGUCGGCAGUCCGUGAAACAAGGUACCAAACACUCUACAGCCAGUAACCUGGUUUUGCAGAUGGAGCAUGAGAGGGAACAAGGAAACCUAAGUCGCUGUUUAUCUUUAGCUCGGGAGAGAGAGGAGCUUGAAAAGGAACUGCGCAAGUACACUGUUGAUCGAAAUCCAUAUAGUCAUGAACAGACAGAUGAUGAGUAUGGAAGAAUCUGGAAAGUUCGAGAAACCUCAACUCCUCAGGGUAACUACCAAGCCAUUAGACAAAGUCUUUUAUCUGAGAAUGCCAGCAUGUUGAAGGAAAGAGCUGCCUCUUGCAUUCCAUGGGAGGAAAGACACAGGAUUUCUUCUGCAAGCUUGGUGCCCCUACAUACCUCUCAUGGAAAGGAUACCAAGUGUAGGCAGAAUCAACAAGGCUACUAUUCUAUCCAGAGAUCCAACUACCAAAGGUCUCGUAGUCUAGACAGAGGGGAACACCAAAAAUCACAAACAUUGGACCGAAGACGAAGCAGAACUCCUGUUGAGUCAAGUCUUGGCCGUGUAAUGGAUGAACCCUUAAUCUACAAAUUGGAGAAUACCCAAACAGAUGUAGGGCAUAGAGGUCAGAGGACCUCAAGCAGAAGUCAACAUUAUUUUGACCCAUGUAUUUAUUCAUCCUCAGACAAUCAGCAGAGGCAGACCAUAGAAAGAAGCACUAGACAGAUAAAUCCAACUAGUGUUUAUUCAGAGAUGAGUGUAGAUGGCCCUGAUCUUGAGAGCCAGUCUCCAUAUUCAAGGUCCAUGCUGGGCUCAGAUCACAGUUAUGAGACUCUAGAUUAUGACCGACCCAGAUUAUCAGAUCUUGUAAAUAACAGAUCAGUAGAGUCAGGACAUGCAAGUUUAAGAAAGCAGCAGACGUUGAACAAUUGGUCGAGCAAAACUGUAUCUCAAAUCAAUGUCUCUGGAACAAUGCCUCGGAAGACAAAGAGUCUGGGGUCAAACAAUUGUAAUCGCCACAAGAGCACCCAAAGUUUAGACUCAAAAUUAUACAAGGACCAUUUUUUGACCCCUAAUGCCUGGAUAGACUCGCUGACACUUGGUAGAGAUUCUACAACAUCCCCCUUUGCAUGCAGACCCAACUCGGUGGCAGAUAGGCCUAAAAGUAGUCAUAGUUUGCAAACAGAUUCAUCUGUGCCUUUAGAAAGUCAAACACAAGACCCCCAUCAUCAGGCUUCUAAAUUAUAUAAUAACUCUAUGAAUAACUCACAAUCCCGCAAAAAGCUAGUGUCGGGACAUAGCACUCAUGCUGCCUUAUCAACAGGGGGUUCUAGCUGGCCUCGGCCUUAUUGCCCUUCUCUGCCAGCCUUGCCAUCUGGAAGACGGAGCCAAAGCCAAGAAGGGGAGAGAGAGGAGGAAGAUGAAGAUGGGCAGGAGGUUGAUGUGGAAAUGAACAGAUACAGGAAGAGUUCCGAGACAGAGGGAAGCUACAGAAGUUAUGCAAGCCAAAGCAGUGGCAGAGGCAGCAUGGAUGCACCUAACAGCAGGCAUUUCUCUCUCAGCCCUCCUCUGACCAGCUCUCCAGAGACCACAGAGGAAAGUGAACGUCCUGAGCCUGAACGGCAUGAAAG
Sinocyclocheilus grahami is the source of this 2222-nucleotide messenger RNA. RefSeq lists its product as uncharacterized. The record is from RefSeq and is a predicted model, not a curated record. The annotation marks the transcript as partial. The transcript is spliced from 2 exons. NCBI's taxonomy places the organism in Eukaryota, Metazoa, Chordata, Actinopteri, Cypriniformes, Cyprinidae.